AUGGCCGCCACCGGCCCGGCGCUCCCGGCAGAGCCCGCGGCAGCGCCGAGCCGGCGUUCCGAGCGCCCAUUGGCUCCCGCCCCGCCCUGCCAGCCCACCAAUAAUCACGCCGCCUCCCCGCCCCCAGGGAGGGCAGUGGCGGGCCGGCUCUCAGUAGCUCAUCUCGCACUGGUCCUCCAGUGGCCCCGCCCACCGGCGCCUCGAAGGCGGGGCUCUGGUGGCCGUCCCGGCGCGUGCGCGCCCGCCGCUGCCGGGCGGGUCGGCCGUGCGGGCGGAGCCGGUUGGAAACCCGGCGCCCUGGAGGAGCCGCGGGUCGCUGCGCGGCCGGAGCCGCAGGACGACGAGGAGGAUGAGGAGGAGGCGCUGCCGCACUCCGAGGCGGUGGACGUGUUCCAGGAGGGCCUGGCCAUGGUUGUGCAGGACCCGCUGCUCUGCGACCUUCCGAUCCAGGUUACUUUAGAAGAGGUUAAUUCCCAAAUAGCAUUAGAAUACGGCCAAGCAAUGACAGUCCGAGUGUGCAAGAUGGACGGAGAAGUUAUGCCUGUGGUUGUGGUCCAGAACGCCACAGUCCUGGACCUGAAGAAGGCCAUCCAGAGAUACGUGCAGCUCAGGCAGGAGCGCGAGGGAGGCAUUCAGCACAUCAGCUGGUCCUACGUGUGGAGGACAUACCACUUGACCUCCGCGGGAGAGAAGCUCACAGAAGACCGGAAGAAACUCCGAGAUUAUGGUAUCCGGAAUCGGGAUGAGGUGUCUUUCAUCAAAAAGCUGAGACAGAAAUGAAUCUCCAGACUUGGACAGCUCUGUGUGCGGGCAGCUGAGCUCUUCCCUGGCAGAAGGAAGCCUUGGGCCACUGUGCCCUGUCCCCAGACGGGUGGGAGAGAGCCUGACCCCAGCUGGACUUGCUGGACUCUCAAGUGAACCCUGAUCCCAGGGCUAUGGGCCUGGCCCUGUGUACAGAAUAAACCCUGUUUGCGUUGA
Molecule: messenger RNA, 978 nt
Organism: Dama dama (fallow deer)
Lineage: Eukaryota; Metazoa; Chordata; Mammalia; Artiodactyla; Cervidae
Gene: SNRNP25
Product: small nuclear ribonucleoprotein U11/U12 subunit 25
Exons: 5
Coding region: 1-780 (259 amino acids)
Biological process (GO): mRNA splicing, via spliceosome
Cellular component (GO): U12-type spliceosomal complex
Source: RefSeq, a predicted model, not a curated record